AUGACCGACAAGCUCCCCCCUAACCUCCUUGCCCUCUUCGCACCGCGUCCUCCACUCCGCUACAUCCCUCCCAGUGACCGCGCGCCCGAGGAUUGUAAGAAAAGCACCAUCAGCGGUGUUGCUGCUCUACUUGGCGAAUUGAAAAAUUAUGGCGAGGAAGUGCCCUAUAAUGCUACCGAGAGCUGGCUACAGCGUCGCGCGCGUCAAAAGAUUGAGAAAAAGGAACGCAUAGAGCGGUUGAUUACAGAAGGAGUCGAGAAAUAUGAUCCUGCGACCGACGCGCAGAUUCGUGGAGACCCGUUCAGGACACUUUUUGUCGCGCGUCUCAGCUACGACGUCAAAGAGUCGGAUCUGGAGCGCGAGUUUGGACGGUUUGGUCCUAUUGAGAGGAUUCGCAUCGUCAAAGAUUCAGAGAAACCAAAUCCAAAGAAACCACAUCGAGGAUACGCAUUUAUUGUUUAUGAGCGCGAGAAAGACAUGAAAGCUGCCUACAAAGAAACCGACGGUCUUCGUUUAAAGGACCGACGAGUUUUGGUUGACGUCGAACGCGGCCGUACAGUCAAAGGAUGGAAACCGCGUCGCUUUGGAGGAGGUCUUGGCGGGCGUGGUUACACAAAGGCUGCACCAGCCCGUCCGAUGGGUCCCGGCGGCUUCAAUGCGCCAUCAGGCCCGGGUGGCUUCAGAGGUGGGUUUGGUGGACGAGGAGGAGGCUUCCGUGGAGGAUUCCGGGAUCGCGGAUUCGGCAAUCCUAGAGGAGGCGUGGGGUUCCAGGGGCGGAACGGAUUCGGAGGACAAGCUCCACCCAAUGCUCCCUCAGGUCCAGGAGGUGGUCGUGGCGGCGGUGACAGAAGAGGUGAUGGCAGGUUUGAUCGUGAUCCUCGAAGGACAACUGGUAGCAAUAACGAACCGGUAAGGCCGCGUGAAGCGUAUAGUGGUGGUGAUCGGGGUGGUGAUCGGGGCGGUGAUCGGGAUCGCCGUGACAGGGACAGGGACCGUGAUAGAGAUCGUGACCGCCACGAUAGAGACGGCGACCGACGUGAUCGUGACCGUGACAGCGCUUGGGACCGCGACCGAAACCGCCAUGGAGGAGGAAGAGAUGAUCAAUCCCGCAAGCGGUAUCAUGAGGGUGAUGGCUAUGACGACCCUCGCGCGAAGAGAAGGUAUUGA
This is a messenger RNA of Talaromyces amestolkiae, 1167 nucleotides long. RefSeq lists its product as uncharacterized. The transcript has 4 exons. The coding region runs from base 1 to 1167 and encodes 388 amino acids. Gene Ontology annotation, molecular function: mRNA binding; U1 snRNA binding. Gene Ontology annotation, cellular component: U2-type prespliceosome; U1 snRNP; precatalytic spliceosome. Lineage: Eukaryota; Fungi; Ascomycota; Eurotiomycetes; Eurotiales; Trichocomaceae. Gene Ontology annotation, biological process: mRNA splicing, via spliceosome. The record is from RefSeq and is a predicted model, not a curated record.